UUGUAUUGUGGAUAUGGCCCUUAAUUCAGUCAUGUUCUCAGUUAAUUCAAAACAUAGCAAUUCCGUUGUUGAUGUUUUUUCCCGAUAAAUGAUAGAACAGUACUGAUGCAGUGAAAUGUAAAGGAACAAUUUAAAUUUGAAAAUGACGUAAUUUGUGGCCUGUCUGUCAAAAUAACAUUAAAUUAUCAGCACAGUCUUAUUUCAAAAUGAAAAUUCAAUUUUCUUUAAUUUUUGGUCAAAUUUGACGACCCUUCUCGAAGGCGUAAUUCUGUAGCUAGUAGUAACCCCCGUGUUGUCAAAAACAGCAACAACAACGACAACAAGCCAACCGUACGUACGAACGAAGAUGGCUGACAAUGAAACACAACAAACGAAGCUGCAAGAGUAUACUCUUCGCAACAAAAAUGGCAUCUCUGUCGGUUUAUUGAAUUAUGGGGCAACGUUACGUUCUAUUGUAGUUCCUGACAGAUAUGGUAUAUUUGAUGAUAUUUUAUUGGGAUUCAAAGAUAUUAUUGAUUACAUAAAAAACCCUCCAUAUUUUGGUGGCACUAUUGGAAGGGUGGCUAAUCGUAUUGCCUUUGGAAAAUUUUCAAUCGAUGGCCAAGAUUUUGAGUUACCUUGCAAUGAAAAUGGCAUUAAUCACCACCAUGGUGGUUUCAAAGGAUUUGAUAAGGUAUUUUGGGAUUCGUCGGAAAUGGAAGACGACAAUUCUAUCAGCUUUUAUUUGAAAAGUUUAGAUGGUGAUCAAGGAUAUCCUGGAGAGCUAGAUGCAUCUGUGCACUACCUUUUAACAGAUGAAGAUGAACUUAAGGUUGCAUUCAAGGCCACUGUGAAAGAUAAAGCAACUAUCGUUAACCUUACAAGUCAUCCAUACUUCAAUCUUGCAGGGGUACAGACGAAAUGCAAUGAAAUGACUGAUCACUUGCUGGAGAUCAAUGCAAAUUCUUACCUACCUGUUGACAAAAAUCUUGUACCCACAGGUGAGAGAUGCAGUGUCAGUGAAGACGGGGGUACGUUUGACUUUCAGCAGCCUAAAUUGAUUGGUGAUGCUCUCAGCAAAGUCCCUGGCGGAAAUUACGAUCAUACUUUUUGUAAAAGCCGAAACGGCGCUUUUGCUGCAAGUUUGUACCAUCCUGGGUCUGGUCGUUUCUUAGAAGUGUUCUCAAGUCAGCCGGGCACCCACAUUUACACACCAGAUUUUACCUGUGGAUCGCUGAUUGGUAAACACGGCAGUCCUUAUAAAGGGAGAAGUGGAUUGGCAAUUGAAAAUCAAAAUUUUCCAAAUGCAGUCAAUUUGCACUUUCCACCUACUCCGAUUUUGCGUCCGGGCGACCUCUACGAACAGCUUACCACUUAUAGGUUCUCCAAGAAAUGAUUUUCUGCAGUUUAGAUAGCUUCCAUUAUCGAAAUCUGUUUUUCAAGAAUAAAGUAUUAACUAUUGUCAUUUUUCAAUUUAACUUCAGUUUUCUUAACACAGUGCUUUUACGCAAAUACUAACAUCAGCACGAAGGGGGUUAUUGAUCAAAUUAUUCUGAAUUUUCCUCGUUUUAUUCGAUUAGUUGGUUAGCAAUACCGAACUGAAGCCAAUGAACAGUCCCCUGCGUACUUAAAUGUUAUGAGUGUAGCUUUCGGAAUCAUAGAUGGUUAAUACUUCAUCAUCUGAGAGUGUCAGCAACUUUAGUAUCUUUUUUUGAUGAGUCGUAAUGGCAGAGCAUUUCUUUUUGUCAUUGAAUGAUUGACAUGUCACGUGAUUACUAAACUAUGUAACUGGUCCCUAUAAACCUCACCCCCUCCUUACAUGUAGAUCACUGCUUGUAUCAUCUGCGGGAAAGAUAUCUGUUUAAGAUGGGAAAUUUGGCUUUUUACUUGUUGAUUUUUCAUAUUUUUUAUAAUUUUCAUAUCUUUAUACUGCGCUGUGUGCCUCUUUAUAAGAACUUUUGUAUUUUUCAAAGUGUAAAACGUGACCAUAGUUUUGCAUUGAGCAUUCUCUGUAAAAAGUUAGCCCGUGAAAAAAAAGAUGUAAAAUUAAAAAGAAAACUCCAAAAGUAGUUACUACACAGUUGCAUUUAGACUUAAUGCAAGUAUUUACCAUUUAGUGCAAUACAAAAAUUGUUCUAACGCUAAUUGUAAUUAGAAACGUGAUUAAUUAAAAUGGAGUAAUUAGCUGAGUUUCAGAUAUUUUUAUUGCAUAAUUGGAGCAUAUAAACACAAAAUAUUUUUAUUUUAUAACUUUCUCAAAGGACGAUUUCUCCUUGGAGGGACCUGUCUUCUUUUUCGAAGGUAAUCGUGAGACAACUUUGCACAGUAACUACCAAUUGUAUGCGAGAUAGCCCAAUACAGUGUUUUGUUUAUAGAGCCGUUAUAUGUUUUUUACAAAACUGGUUGCUAAUGGAUCUCUUUUUUGCCGUGACAUCUUCACAAUUGCCGAUUCAGUUGAAGUUACGAAAAUUUUUCUUUAUUUCAUUUGCUUGGGCCUCAUUUACACACCCAGCCCACUUCGAUCUCCCUCCAAUUUCUAUGCAACUUCAGUUCUAUUCAUGAUAAUAUUUCGUACAUAGCUUCUUGCAACUUUUAUCAUACAAGGUGUUUCCUCUACUCCUAUUCAUCAAAAUAAAUUUUGUCUAUUCAAUUUUCAACAAUCUUUGAAUAUUGGCCUUAGUUAAAGGACUGUUUGUGCUAAGUUUUACACUAAGGUGCUUGAUUUAUUUAUGCAUAUAUUGUCAGAUUAGCCACUUAUAAUUAUGUAAGAACAUGACCAGUGAUUCGUCUUUCGUGCAUCAAAUUCAACUACUCCAUGGUUCAAUUGAAAUCAGGGAACGUACAUCAUUUGUAUCUGAUGUUCUUUGGUGUCCAUGACUCGAUAAGAGGAUGUUUUGACUGUGAUUUUCACCAGCUUGCCAACAAGAGAAGGUGCAUUAAACGGCAGGGUAUGUGUAAGGCUUAUGGUAGUGUUGGCCCCUUUGGCCAGCUCAAAGUUUGACGUACUUGCACUGACAAAGCCAAAAUUUGUCGAUACGGUGAGACUGUACUUUGUUUUAUCUCCGUUGCUGAAGAAGUAGACCUUGAUUGGGGCUGUUCUGUUUCUGACUGUGGCCGUGUAAUCGUUUCCAGCUCUUAUUGUAACCAUGACAAUAUUUGAUGCAAGGAAAGAAAGUUGCGACAUCCUUGUGAAGUUUUGGCCAUUAGACAAUUUUCCUUUCAAUUUUAUUUUGAACUUCCCAUUGGGUGUUUUGAUAACGCUUUUAAGAAUUCCUUCGCCGCCACCAGAUUUCAAGAUGUUAACAUCUUCUUGUAGCACCCUUCCACCUUCACUUAAUAUGUCUAUGAGCAAACUUUCGUAAUCCAGCAACUUUGCCCCAGCUACUUGGAGCAUAGUUGUAGUAUUCUUACCUAUAAUGAUAAUCAAAAGCAGUAAUUACAAAUGCUCAGUUACAGUCACCAAUAGCAAAAUUUAUCUAAAAAAUUUUGCCAACUAGCAGUCUGCAGUAAUUCCAGUUUCAGAGAAACAAAUCAAAUAUUACGUACUAAAUCGAAGUCUACAAGAAUACUAAAUCUAAAAGUUACAUCAUAAAUCUACAACAAAAUCCUAAAUGAAUGUCUGAAACCACUGUUUAUCAACGGAUUUUGACUGAGAAGACCUAACGUCAUCAAACCAUUUGCCUUUCAUUUUCCAGAGUGGUAGCUACUAUUGUUCUUUCUUGAGGGGGCGGGGCUUGUUUCCAUACAAUUGCGCCCCAAAAUAAUUCUACCCUUCCUACGGUACUUAAAAAAAUAUGCAGUUUCCAUACCAAAUUUCGUGCUAUCCUCUUUGGAACAUUUAGAGCAUAUUUUACAAUCGUUUUGAGCCAUGGCACAUUUUUACAUCAAGAAUAGUUCAGGGCACACCAGAAACAAAUACUGGUAAAAUAUGACAGCUUAAUAAUGACAACAUAGACUUUUUCUCAAUUACUUGUUCUCAAUGUGAGUUUGAUUACAAUUACAGUAAAUACAAUUAGCAAAGGCAAAUUAUUUGCUAAUGAUAAUUGAUAAAUUUUCGAUAUCAGUUUAGACCAAUUAAUUGAUUGAUAAUCUCCCAUGAUAUAACUACGACUUUUCAAGCAGAUCAUGUCCUGCGUCACGGUAUUUCAACAUCAACAUAUCCUUAGAUAUAUCUUUCGCGCAAUUUUUUAUGUUUAUGGUGGGCUAGGUCUCAGCAACAAAAUAUCUAGACACUUUUAGUUAGGAAUCGCAACGCUAGCAAUGAAACAUUAUGGAAACUGGGAGAAACUUGGACGAUUCUUUCAUUACCCUCCAAAGAUUUUCUAGAGAGAGAGGCCACAUUGAAAUGCAAAACUGACUGGGUCCCCAAAAAAAUGCAGAACUGAGAGGGGUGUGCUAAGAAAUGAAUAAUGCAAUAUAGGUACUUCUUGGUAGAAACUUAAAAGUUACCUCUCACUGGAUGCGGAACGGAUAAAACAGGCCGGCUAUCAUCUGCUAUCUCACUUUCACUGUGAAGAAAAUAUGGCUUGAAAUCGACAGUGUUGUUUCCAGCUGACUUUGCAACGUAGGACUUGAUGUCAACCCCAGCAGGAUACUUGAGAUGCCAUGUUCCUGGAAACGGAUUUUCUUGCUUGAAGAUGCAUGUGUACGUGGUAGUAAGAAUAGGAGGUAGAGGUCUGCCAACUGGAUCCACCAGCUUCACAAACUUAGCUUGGCCUGCCUGCUUCACUUCAAGAGAUAUCAGCAAUGUAGUUAUUUCUCCAUCUAGAGUAAUGAACACAUCUGAACCGUCUUUUCCUUCGUGGAUGACAACGCUGUCCUUCAAAGAGUCCUCCACAUAGUCCUUGAAUCGCUGUAUUUCACUGUCUGUUUUUAGCGGGAAUAUUUGACCUGAUGUGUGCGAGGCAACCUCGUCAAAACCAACUGGUAUUCCAGAUCCACAGCUGUUCUUCAUGAAAAAGUUUAUGGUCACUGAGAAAUAUUCCGCGUAUUUUUUGACCUCGUUUAUAUUUGCCGCU
This is a messenger RNA of Rhopilema esculentum, 4997 nucleotides long. Its product is annotated as galactose mutarotase. Gene Ontology annotation, molecular function: carbohydrate binding; aldose 1-epimerase activity. NCBI's taxonomy places the organism in Eukaryota, Metazoa, Cnidaria, Scyphozoa, Rhizostomeae, Rhizostomatidae. The record is from RefSeq and is a predicted model, not a curated record. Gene Ontology annotation, biological process: beta-D-galactose catabolic process via UDP-galactose, Leloir pathway; glucose metabolic process.